UGUAUUUUAGGCCCAAAGGCAAAAGCCCUCUUUCCCUUCCCCCUUCCCCUUCAUCUUCCCACUCCCUCUCUCUGCUCUCGCUUCGCUUCGCUAAACGGGGUAGGUUGGUGUGUCUCGCUCUCCGCAUCCACACCCACACCCAAAUCCACCAUCUCUGCGUCGAUAUACGUCAAUCGGAGAAUAACGCCCUCGCCUCGGAUUGUUAUCCUCCAAGAUUUCGGGAUUCGAUAGCUCUGGCUAUUGGAUUUAUGCAUGCAAUUAAGUAGGGAUUGGGGAAUCUGGUAUGGGGCACAAGAAGCGGAACGUCGCUCCUCGCUCCAGGACGUUGCAGUCUCCGUCUUCUGCGGACGCUGGGGUUCCGAACCCCGACCAGUCGCCGGACGCGGCGUUGGCGACUUUGGAGGCGGCGAGGGAUUCGGAGGGGAGUAGCAAUGCAAACUCUUUGUCUUCUUCUUCUUCUUAUGCUGCAGUGAAGACUGAUUGUGACCGGGCGCUCACGGCUUGGCGGCGGGGAAACCACACCAAAGCCCUUAGAUUGAUGAAGGAUUUGUGUUCGAAGCACGAGAAUUCUCCGCACCUGGCCUUGAUUUACCGCGUUCAGGGUACUGUUUUGGUGAAAGUAGCUUCUAUUAUCGAUGACACAAAUUCCAAGCAGCGGCAUUUGAAGAAUGCCAUUGAGAGUGCGAGGAAGGCGGUAAGUCUGUCUCCUAAUUCUAUUGAGUUCGCACAUUUUUAUGCAAACUUGCUGUAUGAGGCGGCCAAUGAUGGCAAGGAAUAUGAGGAGGUUGUGCAAGAGUGUGAAAGGGCUUUGGCGAUUGAAAAUCCUGUGGAUCCUGCCAAAGAGAGUUUGCAAGAUGAGAACCAGCAGAAGAUAUCUACUCCUGAGGCGCGAGUUGCUCAUGUUCAAAGUGAGCUCCGUUCAUUAAUCCAGAAAUCAAAUAUUGCAUCUAUUUCUACUUGGAUGAAGAAUCUGGGCAAUGGGGACGAGAAGUUUAGGCUGAUUCCGAUCCGGAGGGUGCCUGAGGAUCCCAUGGAGCUGAGAUUGGUUCAAGCAAAGAGGCCAAAUGAGAUUAAGAAGGUGGCAAAGACACCCGAGGAGAGGAGGAAGGAAAUUGAGGUGAGAGUGGCUGCAGCUCGCCUAUUGCAGCAAAAGUCAGAAUCGUCUCAGUUGAGCAAUAAUGGAGAUGAGAGUAGUAACAGUAGCAAGGGGGUGGAUUCUGGUCCUGGAUCUGGCCAUAGAACAGGAGAAAGAAGGAGAAGUGGAAAUGUGAGGAAAAUUGCAUCUGCAGAUGAGAGGAUAGAUUGGGUCCGAUCAUAUUGGAAUUCGAUGAUUUCGGAUAGGAAAAAGGAAUUGCUAAAAAUUAAGAUAUCAGAUCUAAAGGCUCAUUUCAGUUCAUCAAAGGAUGGGUCACUGAUUGAAGUUCUCAAUGAAGCUUUGUCUUUUGGGGAAGCACAUAAAGUGUGGAGGUUUUGGACAUGCUUUCGGUGCAAUGAUAAAUUUGCUGAUGCUAAUUCAUUCAUGCAGCAUGUUGUGCAGGAGCAUAUGGAGAAUUUGCUUCCCAAACUGCAGUCAAUCUUGCCACAAAAUGUGGAGAAUGAAUGGGCUGAAAUGCUUCUUAACUGCUCCUGGAAACCCUUGGACUUAAAUGCUUCGAUUAGGAUGCUUGAGAAACAACACCCGAAGUCUAACAUACCUGAUGGAUCGUGUCAGAGAUAUGGAGGAGACAAUUUGAUACAACGUUCUGUUGUGACUAACUCUGAAUUGGAAUCAAAUUCAUCACCUCAAGACAAGAAUUCUGGUGAUAAAUGCAAUGGUAAUGCUGAUGACAGCAGACAGUUUGAUGAUGUGGAAUGGAUGGACUGUGAUGGAGAUAAUAAUUUGAAGGAAAGCGUACUUCAUGAAAACUGGCCUGUUUCUGAUGACCUAGACCGCUCAAAGCAUUUGGAAAAAAUCCAUGCUAUUUUCCAGACACUUAUCAGAAACAAGUGUUUGGCAUCAAGCCACCUAACCAAGGUUGUGAACUUUGCGGUGGAGGAGCUCCAGGGUAUAGGUUGUGGUUCACAACUUUACUCCUACAUCAACCAAACUCCUCUGUGCAUCUGUUUUUUGGCUGCAGAAGAGCUCAAGAAAAUCCUGAAAUUUUUGCAGGAAAUUGCUCAGUCUUGUGGAUUAAAUCGUUAUUCAGAUAAAAGUACUGGGGGAGAAGAUUUAAACACUGAUAAACAGGGUGUUGAUACUACAGAAAAGAUCAUUUUCAGCCAAGAUGCUUCUUUUCUGGUGCUUGAUGAGAAAUUUCUUCCCUGCAAGACCCCACAGUACUCAUCUGAAAUUUAUGCUCUAUCUACUUCUUCUCAUAUCAGAUAUGAGAAUGGCAUUGUUCUUGAUUCAGAUGCAUUAUUGUCCUGGAUAUUUAAGGGUGCUUCGAGUGGUGACCAGUUGGCAUCCUGGAAACAUACAAAAGAGGAGAAAACACAGCAAGGCAUGGAAAUCCUCCAGCUGCUUGGAAAGGAAUCUUCUCAUUUGCAGAAUUUGUGUGAAAGAAAAUGUGAACAUUUAAGCUAUGAAGAGGCAUUGCAGGGUGUAGAGGAUCUGUGUUUGGAAGAGGGAAAGAAAAGAGAACAUAUGGUUGAAUUUACCCGCCAAAGUUAUGACACGGUCCUUAAGAAAAGGCGGGAUGAACUUUCCGAACAUGAACGUGAAAUUGGAGCUUUCAGCAACAGAUUUGAGUUAGAGGCAGUGUCAAAUGUUCUUAAAGAUGCAGAAUCUUUAAACAUAAACCAAUUUGGUUUUGAGGAAACAUAUAGCGGUGUUACAUCACAUCUCUGUGACCUGGAAUCGGGUGAAGAUGAUGACUGGAGAACAAAGGACUACCUCCAUCAGCUGGACUCUUGCAUAGAAGUUGCUAUACAGAGACAAAAAGAACAAGUUUCUAUUGAGAUCAGUAAAAUAGAUGCAAGAAUUAUGCGAGCAGUUGCAGGAAUGCAGCAACUUGAGGUUAAGCUUGAGUCAGCAUCUUCUCAUGAUUUCCGUGCAAUCCUAAUCCCUCUAGUUAAAUCAUAUAUGCGGGCCCGAUUGGAGGAUCUGGCAGAAAAAGAUGCUACUGAAAAAUCUGAUGCUGCCAGGGAGGCAUUUUUAGCUGAACUUGCACUUGAUUCUAAAAGGGGUGCUGGUGCUGUUGAUAGUUCGAAACACAUGCAUGAGAGGACAAAGGACAAGAAAAAGAGUAAAGAUAAUCGUAAAAGCAAGGAGUUGAAGAUUGCUGAUAGUGAUGAAUUGCAAGAUCAGACUGCUGAAGGGAUAUCACAUGAAAAUGGACAAGAUGAGGAUGGUCUAGGUUCUGGAUUUGCUAUCCCUGGACCUGAUGAUGCUUUACAACUUCAGGAGGAAGAAUACAAACGUAGAAUUGAACUUGAAGCUGAAGAGAGAAAGCUUGAAGAAACUUUGGAAUACCAAAGGCGCAUAGAAAACGAAGCAAAAGAAAAGCAUCUGGCUGAGCAACAUAAAAGAUAUUCAAAAGCUAGCGAUUAUGCAGAAACAAUUAUUAUGGCAGAUGCUAAUUUGAGUCACUGCAAUGACAGCAAGCAUACUAAUCAACAAUUAGCAAAUAUGAAGGUACCCUCCAUGCUCAAGGAUGGAGUUACCAGGGUUUUGGAGGAAACACCAAAGAAUACUGCAAAUGGGGAUAUACCGAGGAUUGGCUUACAAAAUGAAAAUAUUCCCCAGGAUGAUGGAUCUUUUACUGAUCGACGACCGGGACGAAGAGGCAGGAGAAACAGAGUUCCAAACAAAUUGAUUGAUGGAAAGUCUCUAACCGUGACUGCAGACAAGGAAGAUAAGGAUCCUAGUAGAUCUGCAUUUGAUCAAAAUUCUCAUGAUGGUAGAGAUAAUGAAGAAAAAACAUUGAAACAGAUUCAUGUGGAGGAAGAAGAUGAAGAAAGGUUCCAAGCAGACCUUAAGAAAGCUGUAGACCAAAGCCUUGAAGAUGGUAAUGGAGUGGAUGUGUACGGGACUGGGCUAAAGAACGAAGUUGGGGAAUACAACUGCUUUCUUAAUGUCAUAAUCCAGUCAUUGUGGCACUUGAGACGUUUCCGGGAGGAAUUUUUGUGGAGAUCAUCAGAAGUACAUGUUCAUGUUGGUGAUCCAUGUGUUAUAUGUGCUUUGCGUGGGAUCUUUGUUGCUCUUAGCACAUCAUCAAAGGAUAGCAAAGGAGAAGCUGUUGCCCCUACCUCAUUGAGAGUUGCUUUAAGCAAUUUGUAUCCUGAUAGUAAUUUUUUCCAGGAGGGUCAGAUGAAUGAUGCCUCUGAAGUGCUUGGGGUAAUAUUCAAUUGUCUCCAUCGGUCGUUCGCUGUUGCAUCCGUUGCGUCUGAUACAGAAUCCGAUGAUAGUGACAGUGCAGGCUCCUGGGAUUGCAAAAAUGCUUCCUGCAUUGCACAUUCGAUAUUUGGAAUGGACAUAUUGGAGAGAAUGAAUUGCUACAACUGUGGGUUGGAAUCCAGAUAUCUGAAAUACACAUCUUUCUUUCAUAACAUUAAUGCCAGUGCUCUAAGAACAAUGAAGGUUACGAAUCUGGAGAACUCCUUCGAUGAACUUCUGAAUCUUGUUGAAAUGAACCACCUGUUAGCUUGUGAUACAGAGGCUGGUGGAUGUGGGAAGCUCAACUAUAUCCACCACAUUCUCUCCAGUGCACCGCAUGUUUUCACUGCAGUUCUGGGAUGGCAGAAUACUUGUGAGAGUAUUGAAGAUAUAAGAGCCACAUUAUCAACUUUAUCCACUGAGAUUGAUGUCAGCAUCCUGUACCGGGGUCUUGAUCCACAAAAUAGACAUUGCUUGGUUUCAGUGGUUUGCUACUAUGGGCAACACUAUCACUGUUUUGCCUACAGUCACGAUCAUGGGCAGUGGAUCAUGUACGAUGACAGAAACGUGAAGGUAAUUGGUGAUUGGAACGAUGUUCUAGCAAUGUGUGAAAAGGGGCACUUACAACCCCAACUCCUUUUAUAUGAAGCUGUAAACUAGUAUUACACCUAGUUGCUACUAAAAGAAUUGAGCUAAUCAUCUUGCCUGGAUUUGUUGAUGCAAUACUGGUCUCUAUCAACCCAAGAGUUGUACUACACAAGGUAAAAAAAAGUAUUAUGCUAAAGGCAGGGAGGAAAAACGUCCCAAAAUAAUUCAGGACAAAAGCCGAUACUCAUUUUGUACUAAGCUCACAGAGGACUCCACCAGCACCUUAGUUUUCUUACUUAUAUCUGAUGUAUGGGCUGUCUGACUUUCCUCAAUCAAUCGGGCUUAAAGAUUAUCCGAUGCAGCGCCUUAAGAAGCCCUCCUUGUAUGUCUGUCUUCUGCAGUGCUGGUAUGUUCUCAGUCUCAUCUCGAUCUCUGUUGAUGUCACAAACUGAAGUGUAUACAAGAAGUUCUUGUACUUAAGACAGUCUUUUUAUGGCAUUAUUAGUGUCAUAGAACAAUAUAUAUAUAUAUGUAUAGAUGGAUCAGGAAGAACCAAUGGGAAGGAAAUUUUUGGUGUAGGGGUCAUCUUCAACUGACUGUUUUUGUAUGGGACCUAAUCACAGACAGGAUAUUAUAAUCAUUUUGGGAGAAAUGAUUCCUACAAAAUAUUGAGGUAUUUUUUUAUUA
This is a messenger RNA of Andrographis paniculata, 5629 nucleotides long. RefSeq lists its product as uncharacterized. Gene Ontology annotation, molecular function: cysteine-type deubiquitinase activity; protein binding. NCBI's taxonomy places the organism in Eukaryota, Viridiplantae, Streptophyta, Magnoliopsida, Lamiales, Acanthaceae. Bases 284 to 5014 code for a protein of 1576 amino acids. The transcript is spliced from 16 exons. Gene Ontology annotation, biological process: protein deubiquitination. The record is from RefSeq and is a predicted model, not a curated record.